UGGACGUCAUCACAUGCGUCGUCGCGGUCUGAUGACACACCUGUUUUGGUGUGAAAAUGGCUGAACGCGAAGCGCUUAAAAGAGAAAUUGAGGAGCUACAGAAUCUUAUUAAUGAUUAUAAAAAUACUCAUGGUGACGUUCCCUCAAGCUCUUCCCAGUGGGAUCGUUCACGGGGGGGUCGGGGUCACGGAUCACACUUCACACAGUCAUAUUCAGCACCGCCACAGACUUAUGAGCCUCCUUCUUCUGGCAGCUGGAGGAAAACAUACUCCCUUAACAACAAGACCACGAGAGCUACUGGGGGGCAUGUGUCUCACCCUUACCAUCAUGUGUCUACUCUGAACCAGCCUUCCCAUCCCAUUAAUAACACAUCUACUACAGCUACUGCUACACAGAAUAAUACUGGACUUAACAGGAGCAAUGAAAAGGUUCCAGAAAAGAAAAACAAGAGUAAAUCUUCGGCAGGCUUACUACAAAGUGAAACUUCACAGAAGAGGAACACUGCCAGUGAGCAAAGGACUGUGCUUAUAUCUUCAGGUCAACAGAUUUCUCAUGGCCAUUCAUCUACCUGUAAUCUAGUGGAUUCUACUUUAUCAUCAUUAGAGAAAAAGAGCCAACCUGAAAGGAAGAUAAAACCCACUUUAAAACUGCCAUCAUCUUUGACUAACCCCACAUCCCUUUCAACUAUCAAACAAAAGCCUGAAAUUCAACUACAAUUCAAACCAGACCCCCCCACGGAUGCCUUAUCCAGUAGGACUGUCAUAAUGCCAAAACCCCAGAAUGAUUCUUCUUUGACUUCUUCUGACACUAGCUUUCAAUCUCAUACUUCUUUAACCCCGACAAAGCUUGUGCAAAAACCAGACUCAACACAGAAAUGUGUCGCCUCAUGCCAUAAGAGAUCCCAGUUUACCUGGGUUAAAAAACAAGAAGUUGUAAACGUAAAAAAUAUUCCCAAGACAGAAGCUCACCCCAUAGAGACCUCUGUCUCCCCUGCCCCUGGAUCCUCUCCUGGGACUGUCAAAGUCAGACGACUCUCUGGCUCAAACAAAAGGAUAUCUCACAAGCCCAAUCUAUCCCUUGGAUCUACCAAGACCUCAAAGUACAGCUGGGUCUCUUCAUCUUGUUCCUCAUCAACAGCUGGAAAAACAAACACAACCAAACAGCUACGCAAGCCACUUUCACCCAAAUCUUAUAAGGUGCCUGUAAAAAUAACUCCGUUUGGGUUUGAGGGAACCAAAAAAACAAGAAGUCCCACAACAUUAUCGGUUGUAUCAAAGAAAUCAAAAACUGGGGGGGCCUCCACAUCUAAUGUCGGUCACACCAGCCGCUAUUCCUGGAAGCCAGCUGGACAAGGUUCUACAUCAAAUACAACCAGCUCAGUUCCAAGGUCUGCCCAUAAAAACACAGCGUAUCAGUGGGUUGCUAAUAAGAAUGGUCAAAAGGGGGAAAAGAGGCCUGUGUUGUCCUCGAGCCCAGCCCACUCAAAUACUCCCACCACUCCCAAGUCAUCGGGAGCAUUCAAGCUUAGGAGCAGAACCAAAAUCAUCAGAAGGUUCUCUAGCACUACCCCCUCCAUAGAGAGGAGAUACAGCCCCAAUGUGGUGACAUCAAGGAGCCGAUAUUCUCUGCGGAGGCGGUCACACAGUCAGGUCAGGAGUCCAACCAGUGCCAGGCUGGCUCAGUCGAAAGAGCUGGUUUCAUUUGGCAGGCACAAGCUGCGCCGCCUCUCCCUGACAGCUUUGGGGAAUUCGAGAUCAGGCCCUCCCUUUCCAUCAGUGCGAAGUCCGCCGUCACAUAGGGUCAUCAAAACACGCUACAAGAUUGACACGCGCAGGGCACACACUGCCCACCACAGCCCCACUCUUUCCUACAGAGUCAAGAGAGUCCAGUCGGCCAGAAUCCACCUGCAGAAUCGCUUGAGGACACCAUCAGAUAGGCAUUGGAGGGGGCGGAGCAUGAGAUGGAUAGGCGGAGAACUAUACAGAGUCUCAGCCAAUAAGCUCUCUCGCACCCAUACCAUCUGCACACCUACCACUAGACCGGGAGAGUGGUACAAUCCAGAUAUUUCCUCGACUAGCAACCUGGCAAAAACAUCCGCCACACGAUACAUAGCAAGUCGUGCUGUGCAGAGGAGUUUAGCUAUAAUCCGACAGGCCUGUCAGAAGAAACAGAAGGCCAAGCAGUACUGCAUGUACUAUAACAGGUUCGGCAAAUGUAACCAUGGGGAAGCCUGCCCAUACAUCCACGACCCCGACAAGGUGGCGGUCUGCACCAGGUUUCUUCGUGGUACUUGUAAGCAGACGGAUGGAACGUGUCCUUUCUCUCAUAAAGUGGCCAAAGAAAAGAUGCCUGUGUGCUCAUACUUCCUGAAGGGGAUCUGUAAUAACAGUAGCUGUCCCUACAGCCACGUCUACGUGUCUCGCAAAGCCGACGUGUGCAAAGACUUCGUUCGCGGUUACUGCCCCCAGGGAGACAAGUGCAAGAAGAAGCACACUCUGGUGUGUCCAGACUUUUCAAGUAAGGGUGCAUGUCCACUUGGAUCCAAAUGUAAGCUCCACCAUAGAGAAAGAGUGAAACGCACCAGCUGCAACGCAAACUCCGGACCGGCCAAGAGAGCCCGCAACAGAGAUGUUGUAAAGAGAUCGGAGGAAGGGAGGUGCCCAUCUGCAGAGUCCACAGAGGCAGAUGAGGGCUCAUCCAGCUCGGAUCCUAAGAAGCUUCCCUCCUUCAUCUCUUUGCCCAGCUCUCCUGACCCGGCGGAGAACACUGAUGCCCCAGAGUUCCCUCCUGCGGCAGGCCCACAGGCCAAAGGUAAAACACUACAUAUCAAGCCACGCUUCUAAACACAUGUUCGCGACGCGGACAGAACCCUUGCCGAAGGUGGGCUGUGGUUCUAUGGUGGGUUUUUUUAUCUUGGAAAAACUGUAAAAGAUGAGCUUUUAUUUUAGAGAUUUCCCCCUUUUAAACAUUUAUAGAAUUUUCAGUUUAUGAUUACAUUAGAUUUAAAAACACGAGAUUUACAAGCUGGUUAAGAGUCACUGUUAGCUUAGGAGAGAGAAUUCAGUGGUGCAAAUUCCAGAAAUUUAGUCUAUAGUCAUUCCGCAGAGUAUUUCCAAUUUGUUUAAAAUUUCUGAACCCUGAACCUCAGUUUUAAUGUUAUUGAAAUGCUCAUUCAUCAAAUAUAAGCAGAAGUUUACAUGUGGAGUUAAUAUAAUUAUUAUCAAAGCGUAAAGUCAUUCUCAGGGGGUUUUAAAAUGGCAUUUUCCUAAGAAUGCAAGUUUCUAAGUUUAUGGAAAAAUAUGGAUUAAAGUGUCAUCUUGAGUAAAUGUAUUUUGAAUCGAUUGAAAUAAAAUAGCUUUGAAAUUUUA
Molecule: messenger RNA, 3368 nt
Organism: Triplophysa dalaica
Lineage: Eukaryota; Metazoa; Chordata; Actinopteri; Cypriniformes; Nemacheilidae
Gene: zc3h3
Product: zinc finger CCCH-type containing 3
Exons: 12
Coding region: 57-2843 (928 amino acids)
Cellular component (GO): nucleus
Molecular function (GO): metal ion binding
Source: RefSeq, a predicted model, not a curated record